Messenger RNA from Electrophorus electricus (electric eel), 4685 nucleotides. It is a transcript of the gene efna5a, whose product is annotated as ephrin-A5a. Gene Ontology annotation, cellular component: external side of plasma membrane; plasma membrane. Gene Ontology annotation, molecular function: ephrin receptor binding. The record is from RefSeq and is a predicted model, not a curated record. Gene Ontology annotation, biological process: axon guidance; regulation of cell-cell adhesion; regulation of actin cytoskeleton organization. NCBI's taxonomy places the organism in Eukaryota, Metazoa, Chordata, Actinopteri, Gymnotiformes, Gymnotidae.
UCCGAGGAUCUCAGCUGUACGAAGAGUUACAAUAUUGCGCGCAGUUUUAUAUGUUCGUAGUGUAAUUUGUUUAAAUAUCCAGGAGUUGAAACAUAGUAGGUUUCAGUGGCGAACUGAAAGGCAUUAUUCACCGCAUGUUGUGUGCAUUCGGGUCUUUCGAUUUUAAUUUCUCCGUCAAACCUGACAGUUUGAAGACAACGCUGAGACAGAGAGCAGAAGCAGAAAUUCAGCUUCAAGAACAACGCUGGAUGAUAAACCAAAUUCAUGCUGAUGAAUAGUUUCUGCAUUUCUUCUCCGACAGUGGAAACCGUGUUAGGAAGGGACAUGCGACUGUUAAUUCACAAAACUCUUACAGUUUGAGUAGUAACAGUAUUUACGAACUCUUUUGUUCUGGGCAAAGAAUUUGUCGGAGCCGGAAAGGGAACAAAAAUAUUUCAAAAUAGAUAGAAGUCGCUUUGUUUGUUAAUUUUUGUCUGGAUAACGAAAUUCUUCUGCAUUCCGCAAUAGCCUGAUCGCGGCGUGCGAAGAUCUGCGCUUCUACGAGGGAUGCGCUCGCCGUCAAACGGGACGGUAGACUGAAACGCAAAAUAUAAAACGUGAAACUGUAGCAUUUUAAUCCAUCGUAUUCUUUGGCAUAAUUUUCCUCAGAACUUUGACCAUACGAAGGACUUCGUUGGUAUUGGCACUACAAACAUUCUCGUUCAUUUAGUAUAACAGGAUCUGUUUUUACGGCCAUUUAUAGGCAGUGUACAUAUUCACACGUGGAAAUAUUAAAUAAAGACCCGGCCAAAAGGCCCCAGAUGUGAACUGACUGGCAUUUUGCCUACUCAAGCCACCUCAAGAUACAUCCAAACACUGUAGUUGGACUGAGUCUAAGACUUCUAGAAAUGCCGCAGGUGGGGAUGUUUCUUUGUGUUUUCGUUAUCUUCUGGAUGGCUGUGUUCGGCCAGGAGCCUGCUUCUAAGGUUGUGGCAGAUCGCUAUGCAGUCUACUGGAACCGUACAAACCCAAGAUUCUACCGGGGAGAUUAUCACAUUGAUGUGUGCAUAAAUGACUACCUGGACGUCUACUGUCCCCACUACAUGGACUCUGUGCCAGAGGAGAGGACGGAGCGCUACAUGCUCUACAUGGUCAACUACGAUGGCUACAGCUCCUGCGACCACACCGCCACGGGCUUCAAGCGCUGGGAGUGCAACCGGCCCCACUCGCCCAGCGGGCCGCUCAAGUUCUCAGAGAAGUUCCAGCUCUUCACACCAUUCUCUCUGGGCUUCGAGUUCCGGCCGGGCAGGGAAUACUACUACAUAUCCUCUACAGUUGCUGAAAAUGGGAGAAGAACAUGCCUGAGGUUGAAAGUUUUUGUGAGACCAGCAAACAACUGUGUGAAAACUGUCAGCGUUCAUGACCGCCUCUUCGAUGUCAAUGAAAGAAUGGAUAACUCUAUAGAGCCCAGAGAUGACACGAGCCAUGAAUCGGCAGAACCGUCCCGAGGCGAUGUCAGCUCAGCGGUGCAUGCGCCCAUAGCUGGUGCCAUGCUGGCCUCCACCCUGCUCCUCCUCCUCUCUCUCUUACAGUUAUAGCGUCCUGUGUGAAUGCACUCACACAUCCCAACCUUAACACACAGGAGGACUCAGAAAAGAGCACUUUUUAGUAGACAUUGGAGCUGCUCAUUAUCUCAACUGAGAUUCAGAACAUCGUCUAACAAGAAGGUGCCACACGUCUUCUGACUCUGCCUGUGAGAGAGUGUGUCUCACUGCCCAGUGGUAUUGCUGGGUCGAUUCUGGUGGAUUUCAAUUAUUAUGUGCAACACCCUUCCCCCAAACCCCACCCCCAUGUUUAUUUGACACACAAAAGAAACAGAAACAGACAUGCACACAUAAAACAAACAGACACACAAAAACAGACAUUGAACCAAACACACUAACAUAUAUUCGCAAACAGCCUCUCUCCCUUAUAGCCCUACACAUCACCUCUAAGGGCUUAUCUUGAAAUGUAGGCUUGAAAAAGGAAAUGACUUUUUGGAGAGACUGAUUUCUAUGCCACAAACUGGCUGCGUUUGACAAUGUGAAGAAGUCUUACGACAGAGCGAUACAGGACUCCUGUCUAUGAGUUUAUGAGACCAUGUCAUGUCGAGAAGGACUAUCCACUGGAAACAUGGGCACUAUUGGGGACUACAGACACAAGUGUUUACAGGACUGAAGGGGAACCAGUAGUCUAAGAGUGUAUCUUCUAUCAAAAAAGAAGAAGUGAGUUAUUUUAAUGGGGCAAGUAACUGAGGACUCCUUUUCAGAGGAAUAGUAGUUUUUGAAGAGUUUUCUUAGCUAAAGAAAUAAGCACUCAUUUUGUACAGUGUGUACAGUUAUGGGAAUAAGAAGUGGAUAAUGUAUUCUUGAAGUGAAUUGCUCAGUUCAAGUGUAGUUAUUACAUUGCUAUUUUGUCAUAGAGUUUGGAGCCUCACCAAUAUCAAUUGUUUAAGUGAAUAUACUAAUUUGUUUGGCUAAGCAUAUUUCCCUCCCUAUUUAUUGCCAAGUCUUUAAGCUCUCCACACACUGCCACUGUAGCUGGUAGCCAGGAUUCAGGAGGAGCAUCACAAAUGCUGAGUCUCAGCACUAGUGUAACCACGAUCUGAGUGUCUGAUCCAGCCUGCUCUUAUUGUUAGCUAAUGUUUUCAGUUACUUUAAUUGAUCCUUAAACUGAUAUCAGGGAAGAGCAGUCUGAGAAUGUGGCCAUGUUUUCAGUCAACAUCUAAUUUGUAUCAUUUCAAAGCAAAUUAUUAUUUGCUUUAGUUAUUUUUAAAGCAAAGUAUGUGAAUCUGUUUAGUUGUUAACUGGGGUCCAUGUUUAAAAUGAGUAGUGCAUUAAUUGAUUUAUUAACAUUAUACUGGCAGUUCUGUCUGUCCUCUCUUCCCAAAGCCUUUAAAAUGAACAUAAACUUAAUUUGUGCUAAUGACAUCACACAUAUUGCCAACUGAACAAUAAAUUUACAAACACUGCAUAUCAAAGCAAAGUUUUCAGGGAAAUUUUUAAUGCACCAAGCGUUUUAGAAGUUCAUGCAUUUCAGUUCUUUUUUUUGGGCACUGAGCAGGCCAUCAUCAUCUAAGGAGUGUCAUCUGAACAUGGGUGAAACAACGCUGACACAACGAUGCUCCCAUUCCUGAUGGCAGCUGAUGGCCCGGGGUGAUUUAAUAGGCUCUUUGAUGUUGUGCAGGGUGUCAGCUAUGUGGGCCACAUACUGUGGCCCCAUGCGGGUCAUUUCUGGAAUUAAAAAUCGACUGCCGUGUGAGAGCUGGUCGGUGUCCGGUUUAGCUGCAGGCUAACGUUACUCUCAUGUACUACGGAGAGACAGGGGAAAGACGAGCGCUCCUGCUGUGAUCAAUAGUCAUGGGCUUCACACACAAAAAAAACAGUAAAUAUUUGCCCUGGUCUCUGUGCUUGCUAGUACGGUUUUCCUGCACCAGUAGUCACAGGUGAUCAGACAGAGGACUUUUAAGGACUGCAGGCCUCUUGUCUUUCCUCUCUGGAUGGAUGGACUACAAAGCACAGUAGCUGAUUGUGGUAGAUUGGUUUGAGAUUAAUGUGGUGUGCUGCUAUAACAUAAAACUACUUUCAUUGUUUAAAAAAAAAAAGAAGUUAACACAGGAGCAUAUGAAUCCUAAUUUUAUGGAUACUGUGUAUCCGUAGGUUAUCUAUGGUAUAUACAGUGUUAGAACAGUUACAUUUUGUACCUGUGCUUAGUAAAAAUAAGAGCACUGAGACAUUUAACAAGGAUGACAUUUAAUAUCAGUGUUCAUUGUUCAUUUCUUUUGUAUUUGACACUAAUGUCCCUGUUAUGCUGAUUUCACUUGUGCAUGGUACAUUCAUUCUGAAUAGGAUGUUCUGACAUUUAACCAUCUGCCUUAUCUAACUCAAGCACCCGAACCAGGUGCUGCUGUUGCGCUGACAGUGUGCUGUCCCUUGGCCAGAAUCACAAAAAUAACCAACUUAAAGGUCUGGAAGAGCCAUUGCUACCCUUAAUGCAUAGAAAUAUAUGUGUAUUUCUACCCAUCUUAAAGUUUUUGCCAAACAUCCUAAAUAUCUUUGCAACUGUAAAAAAAAUCCUGGUGUACAUUUGUCACAAAAAGGAACCCUUGCCUUUUCUUGUAAUAUGACAUAAAUCAGGAAAUACUACUUUUGUAGCACAUUUUUUUCAGUGUUGACUGUUGGCCUAGAAGCAUUGCUGUUUCAUCUCUCUUUACUGUGUUUCAAGGUAGCACUCAAACUCCCUUUUGUCAUACCCUGUUGGAAAUACUUGGUGAAAUGGAAGGUAAUGACCAUGGUGUGCUAGUCUUGUCUUUUAGCCUGAGUCCAGCUUGAGUCAGUGUGUCCCACUGUUUUGUUUUGUUUUUUUAAUGGGGAGGGAGGUUUGUAGAGUUAGGGGCAGGAUUCCUUUUGCAGCCCUUUCCUCCUCUGACCGUCUCCUCUGCGCUGUGGACCACCGUGGACGACAUGGACCAUCAUUGGCCUGAACGAGUAAGCGUCGCUGCCUGGUCAUGUGCCCUUGUGUUGGUCAUGUAAGCAGCUCUCCUGCUGCCCUGAUACAUUAUGUUCAAAACACAUGUUCAUGGCAUUGUUUGUAAAUACACUUGUCAAAAGCAGCUAAAACUAAUUACAAGGAAAAAAAGAUAAAAUAAAUCUUUGUCAUUGUUGUAA